This is a messenger RNA of Lemur catta (Ring-tailed lemur), 1064 nucleotides long. RefSeq names its product ornithine decarboxylase antizyme 1 (gene OAZ1). Gene Ontology annotation, molecular function: ornithine decarboxylase inhibitor activity. Lineage: Eukaryota; Metazoa; Chordata; Mammalia; Primates; Lemuridae. Gene Ontology annotation, cellular component: nucleus; cytoplasm. Gene Ontology annotation, biological process: positive regulation of protein catabolic process. The record is from RefSeq and is a predicted model, not a curated record.
GGCGGCGGCGGCGGCGCCAUUUUGCGGACGGCGAGCAGCGGCGGCGGCGCGGAGGGGUGCAGCGGAGGUUUUCCUGGUUUCGGACCCCAGCGGCCGGAUGGUGAAAUCCUCCCUGCAGCGGAUCCUCAACAGCCACUGUUUCGCCAGAGAAAAGGAGGGGGAUAAACCCAGCGCCACCGUCCACGCCAGCCUGACCAUGCCGCUCCUUAGCCUGCAUAGCCGCGGCGGCCGCAGCAGCGAGAAUUCCAGGGUCUCACUCAGUUGCUGUAGUAACCUGGGUCCGGGGCCUCGGUGGUGCUCCGAUGUCCCUCACCCACCCCUGAAGAUCCCAGGUGGGCGAGGGAAUAGCCAGCGGGAUCACAGUCUUUCAGCUAACUUACUGUACUCCGAUAAUCGGCUGAAUGUAACAGAGGAACUAACGUCUAACAACAAGACGAGGAUUCUUAAUGUCCAGUCCAGGCUCACGGACGCCAAACACAUCACCUGGAGGGCAGUGCUGCGCGGCGACAGCCUAUACAUCGAGAUCCCGGGCGGCGCACUGCCCGAGGGGAGCAAAGACAGUUUUGCAGUUCUCCUCGAGUUCGCUGAGGAACAGCUCCGCGCCGACCAUGUCUUCAUCUGCUUCCACAAGAAUAGAGAAGACAGAGCCGCGCUGCUCCGCACCUUCAGCUUUCUGGGCUUUGAGAUUGUGAGACCGGGGCAUCCCCUCGUCCCCAAGAGACCCGAUGCUUGCUUCAUGGCCUACACGUUCGAGAAAGAGUCCUCAGGCGAGGAGGAGGAGUAGUAGCAGCAGGCAUGGCCUGCACUCCGCUCUAGAGAUGGGGCUAGAGGCAGGAGCUCCUUCCUGGCAGCCCCUGGUGUCACUGCGGGGUGGGGUUGCCGCUGCUGUGCUGGGGGUGGAAAUGUCAGACUCGUUCAUCUCUUCUGGGUUUGUCGCAUGUUGUAAUUGUGCAAAUAAAUGCUCACUCCAAAUUAGCGGUAUAUUUCUUGAAGUUUAAUAUUGUGUUUGUGAUACUGAAGUAUUUGCUUUAAUUCUAAAUAAAAAUUUAUAUUUUACUUUUUUA